Messenger RNA from Phaethon lepturus (White-tailed tropicbird), 2219 nucleotides. It is a transcript of the gene INTS10, whose product is annotated as integrator complex subunit 10. The annotation marks the transcript as partial. Gene Ontology annotation, cellular component: integrator complex. Lineage: Eukaryota; Metazoa; Chordata; Aves; Phaethontiformes; Phaethontidae. The record is from RefSeq and is a predicted model, not a curated record. Gene Ontology annotation, biological process: snRNA processing. The transcript is spliced from 16 exons.
UAUGAGAUGUACACUAUUGAGAGGAAUGCUGAAAGGACAGCAUCUGCAGGCAGGCUGCUCUACGACAUGUUUGUGAAUUUUCCAGACCAACCUGCUGUAUGGAGGGAGAUUAGCGUUAUUACAUCAGCGCUAAGGAAUGACUCGCAGGACAAGCAGACACAAUUUUUAAGAGGAUUAUUUGAAACCCUUCCUGGUCGGGUCCAGUGUGAAAUGUUACUGAAGGCCACAGAGCAGUGUUUUAACACAUUAGAAAGGGCAGAAAUGCUAUUACUACUUCUGCGACGUUUCCCAGAGACUGUGGUGCAACAUGGGGUAGGCCUUGGAGAAACAUUAUUAGAUGCUGAAAGUAUUGAAGACCAAGAAUCCCCAGUGAAUUGUUUUAGAAAAUUAUUUGUUUGUGAUGUUCUUCCUCUAAUAAUUAACAACCCUGAUGUUCGACUUCCUGCCAGCUUGUUAUAUAAAUAUCUGAAUAAAGCAGCGGAAUUUUAUAUUAACUAUGUAACUAGAUCUACACAGACAGAAAGCCAAUAUCAAGGUUCACAAGAUUCCUCUGAUAUUAUGUCUCCAAGCAAGCGUAGCUCUCAGAAGUACGUAAUAGAUGGCCUCACAGAGAAAUCAUCCCAGAUUACAGAUCCUUGGGAGAGGCUAUUUAAAAUAUUGUCUGUCGUGGGAAUGAGAUGUGAAUGGCAAAUGGAUAAGGGAAGAAGAAGUUUUGGUGACAUGUUGCAUCGAAUGAAAGACCUCUGCAGAUACAUCAGUAACUUUGAUAGUGAAGCACACGCUAAAUAUAAGAAUCAAGUAGUGUAUUCCACAAUGUUGGUCUUCUUUAAAAAUGCGUUCCAGUAUGUCAGCAACAUCCAGCCAUCGCUCUUUCAAGGUCCAAAUGCUCCAAAUCAAGUGCCACUGGUUCUUCUUGAGGAUGUGACCAACAUCUAUGGUGAUACAGAUAUUGAUCGUAACAAACACAUACACAAAAAGAGGAAACUUGCUGAAGGAAGAGAAAAAACAAUGAGCUCAGAUGAUGAGGAUCCUUCUGGGAAGGCGCGAAGUCGCCAUAUUACAGUAAACAAGGCAGAUCUUGCAAACUCUAUUGAAGUAUUAGAGAGUUUUAAACUGGCAAGAGAGAGCUGGGAGCUGCUCUAUUCUCUGGAGUCACUCGACAAAGAGUUCACCAGAAUUUGUUUGUCAUGGAAGACAGACACCUGGCUUUGGUUAAGAAUCUUUCUUACAGACAUGAUCAUCUACCAGGGGCAGUACAAAAAAGCAAUUAGCAGCCUACAUCACUUGGCAGCUCUUCAGGGCUCUCAUUCUCCACAGCAAAUUACAGGACAAGGAUCACUAGAAAAUCAGAGAGCACUAAUCCAGUUAGCAACAUGCCACUUUGCCCUUGGUGAAUAUCGGCAAACAUGUGAAAAAGUGCUUGACCUCAUGUGCUGUAUUUUACUUCCAAUACAAGAAGGAGGUAAAGUACAAGAGGAGCAACCUAAAGUAAAGUCUAAAUUCAGGAAAGGGUCUGAUUUGAAGCUUUGGCCAUGUACCAGCAGAGCUAUCAUGCCUUACUGCCUUCAUCUAUUGUUAGCUUGUUUCAAGCUCAGAGCUUUCACAGACAGCAGAGAUGAUAUGGCGCUGGGCCACGUAGUUGUUUUGCUUCAGCAUGAGUGGCCAAGGGGUGAGAACUUGUUCCUGAAAGCCAUCAACAAAAUCUGCCAACAAGGAAACUUCCAGUAUGAGAAUUUUUUCAACUAUGUCACGAAUAUUGAUAUGUUGGAGGAAUUUGCUUAUUUAAGAACACAGGAAGGAGGGAAAAUUCAUCUGGAACUGCUGCCAAAUCAAGCAAUGUUGAUCAAGCAUCAUACAGUUACCCGGGGUAUAACUAAAGGAGUGAAAGAAGAUUUCCGCCUGGCCAUGGAGCGCCAGGUCUCACGCUGUGGGGAAAACCUCAUGGUGGUCUUGCAUAGGUUCUGCAUUAAUGAGAAAAUACUGCUGCUUCAGACUCUUGCUUGAAUGGACUGGAUCAUGAUGCAAUGUCUCUUAGGGAGAGAGGGGAAGUCUCUUAAUUGUAUGAACAGCAGUGGAAAAUCACUUGUCCAGAGAGUCAAAGAAGUUCCCUAGGAGUUACAGAUUCUGCAGUACACAAAUACUACACAGUGUUUGUUCACCGUUUAAUUUUCUUAUGUGGGUAGAUCAAACUUUAUAAAUAAAACUUUGUUUAAGAAGUC